AUGGGCUCUACUAUUGACAGGGUGUUGGGGACAUCGAUGUUUAAGACCAAGAAGUGGCUCCCACCAGAAUGCGUGGUGCCCAAGAGCAUGGGCAUAUUUCUUUGGAUGUCGCGGGCGUUCGGCAUCGCUCCGGUACGACUCACGGCCAAACCGGACGGGUAUGUCGUCCGGUUUUCGAAAAGCAUUUGCCUCUAUGGAUAUGCUAUAAUUUUCACAUUCGCACUCAUCACAAUGUUAGCUCUAGGCUUUGAUUUGGCGAUCCCUCUGGGAACAACACGCACGCCAUCAGAGACAAGACGAGUAAUGUGGGUGAUAGACUUAGCCGUCGUGACGAUUAUCGCUAUAGUGGGAGGGUAUCAAGCGCCUGCGCAUAUGAGAAGACUCAUCGUCUUCGUGAAUAGAGUGCAACAGAUUACGUCUGAUCUGCAUGCUUCGUCCAAGUGCCCGAAGUCUUCAGACGAUAGAAUGUACUGUUGCGUGGUCUUCGCAUUAAUAUUCCUCUUCACGGUCUUGUUUGGUGAUUUACUCAGUUACAUUUAUAUUGCCAUAGAAAAAGAGGAGCGAGUGUGGGUCGCCGUUAUGUACUCUGGUUACUACUGCAGCAACGUCAUCACGCGGCUAAUUAAGGUUCAGUUCAUGCUGACGGCUACUUACGUCCUCUCCGCUUUGAGACUUAUCAAUUUCAAGUUAAAUAACUUACAGAAAAAGUAUGAUCAAUAUCACGUCACCUCAGUGGGAGAGUCAGACGCACAAACUAUUCGCCAUCUCUGUCUCUCCUACGGCGCGGUAUGCAAGAUAAUAAAAGAGAUAGACAAGAGUUACGGCACCGUUCUACUGUUGCUCCUCGGAAUGAUGUUUCUCCAUUUGAUCGUCACUCUAUACUACAUUAUAAACGACAUCAUAGGCAUUGAUUCCACCGGAUAUGACAAGUUUGAGACGUUCACCAAACCGAUACUACAGGCAAUAUGGUGUACGUUCCACACUUGGAACUUGUUCAUGAUUAUCGAACCGAGCCACAAGACGCAUGAAGAAGUGGAGAGAACAAGGGAAUUGAUAAGUCAGUUCAUGUGCACACUACCGCUGCAGAUGAGCGAACCGCUGCAGAUGGAGCUAGAGGUAUUCGGCAAGCGGCUGCUGUUGGACUGUGUGGCCUACUCGCCACACCAGGUCUUAACCCUGACAAGGUCUUUGGUUGUCACGAUCUUCGGCAGCAUGACGACAUAUUUAGUUGUAAUAAUAGGACUGUAA
Manduca sexta (tobacco hornworm) is the source of this 1248-nucleotide messenger RNA. Its product is annotated as gustatory receptor for sugar taste 43a-like. The record is from RefSeq and is a predicted model, not a curated record. NCBI's taxonomy places the organism in Eukaryota, Metazoa, Arthropoda, Insecta, Lepidoptera, Sphingidae. Gene Ontology annotation, biological process: sensory perception of taste. Gene Ontology annotation, cellular component: axon; membrane; dendrite. The transcript has 8 exons. The coding region runs from base 1 to 1248 and encodes 415 amino acids.